UAAAAAUUAAAGCGAAAGCUGAUCAAAUCAAACGAUGCAUUACAACUAUACAAAAUUUCAUACGACUUUUCAGCAUUUUGAGGGUAAUCCUUGUAAUAUUCGGUAUAUCUGUACAAUUUCGUAUUUUUGUCGCGUUCGGUGAAUCCCUUUUGGAAAAUUCUCCCCGGUCCAUGCAAGCCCAAGUAAUAAUGUUUGAGUUGAACACAUGAUACCUUCAUGUUCAUCUUUUGUAGUCAGUUUAAUUUAGAAAUGAACAAUUAGAAAUCUCUUAAACAACUCGAGGAUGCAGGCCAUUCUUGCCUCUCCGGCUCUCGUGGAGAAUUGUGUUGACUGUCAAAAGCAUUGUCAGAGGCAGGACAGGACAAAGUUGGUUGCUGUCAAAAGGACACUUUACAAUCCACAUCUUACCACUUUCAAAAAAGCAGAAAUUGAAACUCACCAGGGCAAACUUUCUGAUGAACAUUCGAGGACAACUCUUCCAAAAGCUGUCGCCGACUUGCCUCCAGAGGUCUACUUCAAUUACAAUCCGUCUUGUUCGUACAUUCCAAGAUAUGAUACUUUACCACUGCCAACAAAGUGGAUCCGUGAACACGAGAUAGCUCAACAGCUAUCGCUUGAAAGAAAUGAAGAACUGAAGAGACACUACCUUAGUUACAAAGGAAAUAUUCCAUUUCGAAAAGAGCGAAUGGUCCAAAUCCCUCAGACAAAAAAUUGCCAUUUUUUGAACUACAAAAUAAGGUAUUUAAGGCCUGAGGAAAGACAGAAGUGGCGGGAACACGUGAAAAAACCACAACCGGAACUUCCGAGUUCAGUAGAAGCAACAGGUACUGGCUGCCUUUGUAAAGUAUCAUCGCACUCAGUGGAUCCUCGGAAAUGCAUUCGUUCUAAAUGUGAUGAACUUUCAGAAACUGGAUCAACAUGUCCACUAUAAUUCAUUGAUCUUAAAUAAUAAAUAAUAAUAAAAAAA
Messenger RNA from Cimex lectularius (bed bug), 967 nucleotides. RefSeq lists its product as uncharacterized. The transcript is spliced from 4 exons. The record is from RefSeq and is a predicted model, not a curated record. Bases 284 to 931 code for a protein of 215 amino acids. Lineage: Eukaryota; Metazoa; Arthropoda; Insecta; Hemiptera; Cimicidae.